CUCAGUGGUCACCAGAUGUGGAAUGCGCUCGAGACACUCGACACUACUCUGCUUCACAAGAUCGACGCUGUGUGGAGCAGAAGGACUCGAGUUUGAGCCUUUUAAGAUCUGCUGCAGUUUAGCAACCUGGACUAAAAUGGAUCAGAACAAGCUCGAAAUCGAGCUCGAACGUGACGUGAUUCAUAACGACCAGAGCGAUGCGAAGCACCCGUCUUUAACCGAGCAGGACCGGUCCACUAGCGGAGUAAAGGAGCAGCAGGACCCCGACCGCGCUGGUACCACAGAUCAACAGGCAGAAGAAGAAUGUGGAGCAGAGCAAAAGAGCUGCAGCACAAAGCAGGAGCCAAAGGCAACAACAGCAGGGCCUCCUCUAUCACAGUCCUUGUAAAGGCUGCUCUUUUAACAUCCUGGCUCCAGUCCCACAUUUUCAGUCACACACUGAUAAUUGUGUUUACUUUAGAGGAAGAGGAAGUCCAGGGCACUGUGACCCACACACACACAGUGCAAACACAGACCACAUUUCCGGUGUCCUAGAACACAGACUGAACCUGGUGAGGACCAGGAUGUGAGACACGUAGACACUCAACACACUGAGCAGACAUUAUUCCUAUAACAUAUGUCACUACUGCACUAGGAGACAGAGAAUGUUAUGUUUGGCCUGUGUGAGCAGGUCAGUUUGAGGUAAAUCACCUCCAGAUGUCUCUAAUGUUAUGAGCUCUGUCUGUUGUUCUUCAUGUCUUUGUCUUGGUUUGGGCCGAUCUGUCCUCAAACUCUUCCCCUAUCUGUGCCUUGAGUGUUUAUGAUUUACUUUAUCACUUAGUAAAAGUGGUAGUUUUACUCUGAGUCAGUUUUUCUGCAGAGCUCCAUCCCCUCUGUUUGUAGAGGAGGCAGAACCUUCUCUGUCUGCUUUGUCUCUGUUUUGUAAGAACAAAUGAGGAGUUGGAUUUCAUUUACUCUUAGCAGCCUGAUGGUUCAACGCUUGACAGACUCCACAUAAACACACAGCUAGUAAAGAUGAGAGAAGGGAGGCUUUGACUGAUGACUGUUCUGGAAGCUGCUGCUGCUUUGUCUAACUUUCCUCUUUACAGGUGAUGUUUAUGUAUGUGACUGGAGCUCAGGAGACCUGGGCCUGUGUCUUCAUUGUUCUGUGAUGGGGCUUCAGUGCUGCUUUGGGGCUCGGUUCUGUCUGAUGCUGAGAAUUAGGGAGCUUGGGGAAAAACAUCUGGUCUGGUGAAUUACCUGUUAACUGUUACAGUAAUUGCAUAUUAUAUAAAUCAAUAAAUUAAAUCAAAUGUGAAAUUGCCAGUUAGACGUACCUUGCGCCAGAACUGUAACCACUUCAACAGCCUCCCAUUCCAUUUUAAAGUCAGAUUUUGGAUCAAACAAACUCCACCACUGGAUGAGGUAGCCAAUUUUGCUGUUACAAUGCAUUCAGUGACUGUGACGUUUGAUCCCUGUGGCGGAUCACAGCUAUGCGCUUCCUCAAAGAGGUGUGGCGCUCAACUUUGCUUGCGACACAGCCCUAAAACAGACCGUUGUGGACGAGAGCUUAAAACACACAUUUUCAGAUGGUCCGUGUGGGCGAUCUACUGUACAACGCUUUUUGGCAUGAAAAGUUACAGACACCUUAUUGAGACAUCAAGGUCCAAUUCAAUAGCAAUAUUUAGCGUGGAAAAAAAGUGUGUGCAUGGGCCUUUUAAUACCACAGCCAGGAAGUGGAGGAGGCCAACUGUGCAUAGCUCAGGAGGGGGAAUCUGCCACCUAUGAUUUUAUUUUAGGUUUAUGUUGAGGAUUUGUUUAGGUGGGAGUGGAGUGGGUUUUACUUUAGUUUACUUUGUUUGUUGUGUAAAUAUAAUCUUCGUUUAAUCUUGUAUGUAUUUUAAGUUUAGUGUUUGUAGCUGAUUGUUUGUUUAUUCUUCUUACCUCCUUUAUGUUUUAGUAUAACCUGUGUCUUUCAUGAAAAGUUUGUGAAAAGUGUUUUAGAUCAGUUAGUGAAUGUUUAGUUGCUGUCUGUUUUGUUGACCUCUGUUAAGUUAAAGGGCCACUUCCAAGCUGUUUAAGUUUUUUUUGCAAUAUUGUUAAUUUUGAUUAAGUUGUUAAUAAACUACACUUUUUUGAUUUACCCCUAGUUUUCUAAGCCUUACUGCUUUGUCCCUAAUCUCAGAGGGAAAUUGCUUUGCCCACUUAUGAUUGCUUUCACAGAUACAGUAGAGAUACAGUAUUAUCGAGACAGACAAGUAUAGGUAUUUGUACACUAUCAAAACCUCCACCACUUCCUUUUUAAUAGUGAGAGGGGUGCUAGGACUCCCAUAUUUCCUAAAGUCAAUCACCAGGGGCCUCAUGUACAAAGACUUACAUAGGUUUCCUACUAAAGUUUGCGUAAGUUUGAUAGGAGGACCAUUUAGUGGCUGGAGACACAGGAGGUUUAACGCAGAGAUAUUGUAAACAGGUGCUUUAAUUUUUACCCGGUGAGCAAAAUAAGCAUACAUUUACCAACAAAAUAACAAAAAUAAAAUAAACAUUAACAUGCAAAAAGGCCACAGCCCAUGUGCAGCCUCCUUGAAUGCUUUGUCACAUUCCUCUGUCCAUUUUAGUUUGCUGAGUGCUGAGCCUCUGGUGAGGUUGGUUAACACAAUGGAGAGGUCGGAAAAGUGAGUUCAUCAACAAUUCGUAUGUGACCUUACCUACUCGUCAAAUGAUGGUCCAUGCCACUUAGUCAACAAUUUACUGUCCACGGUUGGAAGCAAUGAUAAUCUUCUGUCCUGGUUCUUUCUCUGGCUUUUUGAUCAUAACAGUUAUUUUGGUUAUGUUGUGCUGCUAAUUCUCUCCUGGGCUACUGCCGCCAUUUUCUCCAGCUUCUCUCUCAUCUUUACCACAUAUGCUAUGACAUUUUCUAAUGUAGAUGCUGGAUUUCCAAUAGUCCUUCAAGAGAUCCAAUGGUCCCCUCAUCUGGCAUCCAUACAGCAGUUCAAAGGGGGAGAAACCUGUUGAUGCCUGUGAUACCUCCCAAUAAGCAAACAGCACGUAUGGCAGCCAUUGAUCCCAGUCCUCUUCUGAUUCUGAAAUAAACUUGUACAGCAUGUUUUUAUUGUGUGGUUGUACCUUUCAAUAAGCCCGUCUGUUGGAGGGCGAUAGGGUGUGGUCUUAAUUCCCUGCACUCCUAACAGUUGGCAAACCUGUUGCAAUUUGACAUGAAGUUGGUACCUGUCUGUCAGAAGUUCUAUAGGUAUUCCAACUGUAGAAAACAGUUGCAAAAGGCAAUUGGCAACGUUUCUGGCUUUUACUGACCUUAGAGGGAAAGCUUCUGGAUAAGGAGUAGCAUAGUCACGCAUUACUAUGUACCGGUUUCCUGAUGCACUUCUCUCCAGGGACCCCAUGACAUGCAUGCUUAAUCUCUGUGGUGGAAAUUUUCCAUAAAGAAGUAGAUGAGAGAGAGUUGUCCUUUUGUGCGAUUUAUUGAAAUAAUAAAGAAAAUAAAAAUAAUGGGGAAAGCAAAUAAAAAGCAUGGAUGUUGAUCGUGCACAUCAACAAACCAAAAACCAGCUGGGGAGAUCAGUGCACACACCACGAAGGUGUGAUGCAAAGAGCCCAUGAUCCUCAAGUUGCUUCUGCCUUUUAGCUUCUCUGUCCGACUAGGGUGGAAUGUCUUUCUAACCCAAUCAAAUUACAUGCACCAUCUCCUCCCUGUCACAGUGUGUGUGAAGAUAUUUACAUUCUCACACCUGCAUCGCUGACGUCCAACUAUCUGUGAGAAAGGAGCACCAAGUCUCAACAGACAGAGACACAACUCCCUGACCUUGGGUUUGGGAGCUAGAGUUGAGAGUCUAUCAGGCAGAGACAACCAUUGAACAGUCUAGGUGAAAUGUCAAAUGCAUACAGUAAGACAAAACAGAACAUAAGUCAUAAAUCGUAUAAUAACUGCAUAGAAGUAAGGAAGACACAAUUUUUCCCAUAACACCGCCCCCUUUUGAUUACACAUUAAUCAACCACUAAAAGAAUAAAAAUUGUCAACAUCACAUUCUGUAAUAAUAAAAGACCCUUGCAAAUGAAACAAUAAGGGUAUUACCUCAUCAAGAUUCAAAAUACACCUUCACAUAAAAUGCAAGUAACUUGGGAGCUGUUUUGGUGGGUAGUUAUACAAGAAUAACCUCUGUAUGAGCAUGUGAAGAAAAUAAGUCAAUAAUCAUAUUUGUAUCAGAUUAUAUUUUGUGAUCCGAUAGCCUAAGACCAUCGUCAAAGUAAUUACGUGAAUUAGAGUUGGGGUUUUUGAACAUAGUGCAUUGUGUCAUUUCAUACGAGAGUGUAGCUGAGGUCGCACGCAUGAUGAGACCUCUAACCAGUGGAAUAACGCAAAAACCAAACAAGAGAAUCACAGCCAUCUCAAUGAUAAAGGAAACAGCUGCGACAUGAGAACAGAUUUCCAUUUUCCAGACAUUUCGUCUAGCCAAUUCCAAGAGGAAGAAUCUAUACCAGAGUUAGCUGAGAUUCUGAAGGCCGUGGAGCGCCUUCGCCACAAUACCAUUAGAAUCAGUGUUAUUCAGGAUAUAAGUACAACAUGCCUCUCCAAACAUAACACAAACGCCUCUUUUUUCUGCUGACAACGUGUCUACGGCCAUUCAACUGUAAUGUAAUAAAGACAAUUAAUGUAAUACAGCCAUAGGUUUCCGGUGGGGUUCUGUAUCAUAUAAUCUUUAGAUAGAUUUCAUACUUUCGGAUCUUUAAUUGUACAUUUGCGUCUAGAGCGAAUAGGAGAUUCAGGGAUUUAACCAGAAUGAUGAUGCAUAUUUCCGCUUGUGUUGUCUUAAUAGAUAGAUAAAAACUAAUUGUAGCAGUGAAUAAAGUGAUUGUGAGCAAAUUAAACACCAAAUCAACUUUAGGAUAUUUAAACUUGUUGUUUUGUUGUGAAUUUUCCCAUUCAAAAAUAGUAUGUAAAGUUACAAGGAAACAUCAUAUGAUAAAGGCAAUAAUCAGAGUAACAUAAAAUGUCUAACACAACAAGGUCACAAUUGAUGUCUCAUAACAAUCUGCUUCGUCCUAUUGAACAGUAGCGUUAGAUUGCUUCCAACCUGUGUGGUGAUGUAUUGCCAGUUUGUUGGAGUUCUUCAGGUUGUGAUCAGCUGAUCACAGAGACACUUGGGAUUUGUUAUCACCGCCAGGUUUCCUCCCAAUGUCGUCUGAGUCACUGUCACUCCCGUGAUGUGAAGAGUCUACACGUCGUCCAGCGUCAGCAACUUAGGGUUGCUUGUGUGUGUGUUUUCUCAGGAGCGUGUGUGUAGAUGUAUGGUCUGAUAGUGUGAUUCACCGGCGCAGCUUCAGGCGGCGCUUGGCUCACACCUUUAGCUGAACGGUCAACGCAGCCUCGCCUCAGUGCGUGUGUGAGCACAGCUUAUCAGUUCUUUUUGUCAGUGGUGGUUUUUUCCGUGGGAUGUUGAUGGAGGGUCGUCUGUUGGAUCCGGGACCUUCCUGCAGUAGAUGGAGUGGAUCCAAGUCGCUCCCUCUGUGACCUUCACAGCCGUGUGGGUCGUCAGAAGGACCUGGAAGGGGCCUCGCCACCGUUUGGAGUCCCAGUGCUUCCUCCUGAACUCCUUAACGACCGCCCAGUCCCCUGGUUGGAUGGUGUAAUGGUCCUGUCGCCUGUUUUCACCUGUUGGAAAUCUGAAUUGUGGGGAAAAAGUGUUUGGGCGGCACGGCUGCCAUCAGGCCCAAACCAGACUCCAUGGCUACAGGUGGAACCAUUCGUCUGCCAGAGUCUGCGUUCCUGUGAGGUAGAAAAUGUUUAAAGCACAGGGAGAGAGAGGAGGAGAGGGUAGAGAGGAAACGAGGAGAGGGAACGAGGAUGAGGAGAGGGAGGGGUUGUCGGGCAGUGACCUUCGCAGCAGCGUCUGCAGCUGCAUGUCGGCAGAAACAAAGUCAUCACUGAGGGUGUCAGUCGGACAUUAGCUGUAGGCAGCAGGACAGCGUCCAGCAAAGCAGCAACCUGAUCAUGAUGUAAGAUAGGUUUGCAAUCAGACUUCAAAAACCUUCUGUGUUUCCACAGAGAACCAACGUGUGACAAGCGUCUGUGGAGUCUGUGUAGAUGGUAACAGACUCUCCUUCUGCUAGUUUACUAGCUUCAGUCAACGCGCUCAACUCUGCAGCCUGAGCAGAGUAGUGUCUUAGCAAAGCACCAGACUUUAAGACCGUCUCUUGAUAGUAAUGUUCAGCAUGUUGAGCAAGGUAUUGUUGCAUCUAAGCCAUCGGGCUGUAGAAAGAUGUGAUGUUUUCUAUUUGAAAAGAAUCAAAGUCACAGUAUGAGGACAAAAGAACAGAAGUCGUACAACCUGAUUUCUCAUUCACUGUUUGAGUGAAAGGUCGCGUAGGGUCAGAUCAAGAAGACCCAAGGUAGGAGCCAACUGAAGAGCAAGCAUGAGGUCAGUGAACGUUGUUCAGCCUCAGACGUCCACGUGAGACACGAAGUGGACGAUGAAGACGUCUGCAUCAGAACCCUGAAACAUGGAGGAUUUUAUUCUGAAUUUGUUGCAAAUUAAAAUAAUUUAAACCCAUCCGACUGCAAAGUCAUGCAGCAGUUGUCAUUUAGCUGUUUGUCAUCAUUUUAAAAUCACUCUGUGGGAUGUUUUGAGCAAAAAGCGAUUCUUCAUUGCGAGCAGAUAAGCAUGAACAUAAAUCGUGUAUCAGCUGUAAGCGUGUUUCUUCAUUGCGUGUACGAAUGUGUGUGUGUGUGUGUUUGCGGUACCGUCUUGUACGUCACGUGAAAAGGAACCGUCACCUUCCUCCUUCCUCAACCAUCAGUCUGAUGUGAGCGCCAGUGGGUGGAGCCUGACGUAGAUGGGAUGGGUCCAUGCUGUGGUCUGUGUCCUCCAGCUGCUGUGGUAUCAGAGCUUCCACCCUGUUCUGGUUGUUGGUCAGGCGCUUCUUCUCCUUCGGUUCUUCUGCUGAUGGUGGGAAAGGAGUCCAGAUCCGGAUUUACCCUCAUCGCGCUCAGUUCUGCAUUAGGACAGAGAGCAGAAACAAUGGGAGCAUUUGCUCUUGACAUGAUACAGUAUGUGUGUGUGUGUGUGGUGUGUGUGUGUGGCAGAGUGCAAACAAUUCUUCCCCAGAGUUGUUAUCUCUCUUUUUUUUCCGUUACUCUCAUCUCUCUUUUGUUUCUUUUAGGGGUUUAGUUUCAAUAGUCUUGCUUUUUCAAAUCUCAUCUUUUGUCUCUAAUUUUUCUUUUAAGGUGCAUAUGUCCUUUUACACUAAGCGAUUCUCCUUUUGAACCCAUAACCAGUUUCCCACUCAUGGAAACAUGAAACGCACUAAUAACCAUAUUUACUUUUUACUUUUAAUUAACUUUAAUUUUGCAAUGUUGCUGUCUGGUGGUGAAGACUCAAAUUGCCCCGAACGCGUCUUUCAGAGUCCGGCGGUUUCCUGCCUUAGAUUUUUUGUGUGUUCCGGCCGAAACCUUCCCAUAAUGCCUUUUUAUCGGACGUCUCCGUAAGAAGGGAACCAACCUGAUCUGGCGACAGAGCCUUUCUCGAAGUAUUUCCUCAACGUUAGGCCCCUCUAGGCCCGGGUCCCUCGUAUCUGUCACGAUCUGGGUUUUGUGUCUAGUUGUUUCCUGUUUUAUUUUGGUAGUCUCCUGGUUUCUGUUUCUGCUUGAGCUUUACUUCCGGUUUUUGUUCUUGUCACAACUGUCCCUGCUUCACCUGGUCGUUAUCCACACCUGCACUUUAUCAAUAAUCAAGCCACUUUGUAUUUAACCACCACCUGUGUCCUUAGUUCUCCGCCAGAUCGUCGUUUGUGUGUACCCGUCAUAGUUCCCAGUUUCUUUGAUUCUGUCCGGCCGUGUUUUACGUAUCUUGUUUCUGGACUGCUGAUUCUGAGCCUGCCUAAUCCCUGCCUGUUCUGUCUGCCUUGGUGUUGUACCCGCCUGUUACCGACCUUGCCUGCCCGACCACGAUUCAACGCCUGAUGUAUGGUAUUGUACUCACCUCUCGGAUACGAUCUGUGCCUGCUCCUGACUACGCCUCUGCCUGAUCCCAUUUAACCUGUUUGAUCGCCUGUGUAUGACCCUGCCUGGACUUUACUCCGCAUAUUGGAAUAAAUUACACUCCUUAACGCCAGAAAACCUUGUAUUGUGCUGUGCAUGUGGGUCCUCAUCCGAACGAACCCUGGCAGAACGAUCUGGCCAGACUUGGACCCAGCCAGCAUUCAGCCUCCGUCUAGGUCAGUGACUGUUUUUGUUUCUUGUUUUGGUUUCUGUUUUUUGGCGGCGAGUCCCAUUCACCCGCGGGGAGAAUGGAGUUUGCAUGCGCCGAGCUACCCGGCGAUCUACGCCAGUAUUUUUCGAUCCUCGCGGAGGAUUACCGAAGGGCGCCCAACCCGGAAGCCCAGCGCAGCGCCGUGGAAGUGGCGGUGUGGACCCUAGAGGACAAGGACGGCGUGCCAGAACGCUCCAGUGUCCGUCACCUCUACGAGCAAUUGUGCGCGCGGCUUGGGGCGUUGAGCAGCGCACUCCGCACCACACCUGCCUCCACGCCGUCCGCUCGGGUCAUGCCAGCACCGGUCGCACCGCCGAUGGCUUCGGUCUCCUCCUCCCAGCCCCGUCGGACCGUCACGAUUGCACCAGCCUGCCCAGCUCCACGUUUACUCCGCUGGGAGGACUUCCUGCACUCGUGCGGUCCCCCGUCUCCAUGUUCUCCAGCUCAGCCGUGCUCCGUGUGAGGAGCCUGAGGGCAGCGCCGCCGGCUCCUGUGAGGAGCCUGAGAGCAGCGCCGCCGGCUCCUGUGAGGAGCCUGAAAGCAGCGCCGCCGGCUCCUGUGAGGAGCCUGAGAGCAGCGCCGCCGGCUCUAGUAAGGACGCUGCUUCUGUUCCUGUCGGCCAAGUUGAGGCCGUCCCUGUUCCUGUCGGCCAAGUUGAGGCCGUUCCAGUCCCUGUCGGCCAAGUAGAGGUCGUUCCAGUCCCUGUCGGCCAUGUUGAGGCCGUUCCAGUUCCUGUCCCAGUCCUUGUCGGCCAUGUUGCGGCCGUUCCAGUUCCUGUCCCAGUCCCUGCCGGCCAUGUUGCGGCCGUUCCAGUUCCUGUCCCAGUCCCUGCCGGCCAUGUUGCGGCCGUUCCAGUUCCUGUCCCAGUCCCUGUCGGCCAUGUUGCGGCCGUUCCAGUUCCUGUCCCUGUUCCUGUUCCUGUCCCUGUCGGCCAUGUUGCGGCCGUUCCAGUCCCUGUUCCUGUCGGCCAUGUUGCGGCCGUUCCAGUCCCUGUUCCUGUCGGCCAUGUUGCGGCCGUUCCAGUCCCUGUUCCUGUCGGCCAUGUUGCGGCCGUUCCAGUCCCUGUUCCUGUCGGCCCGGGUCCUGUCUAUUUUGUUUGAUGGGGGUUCCCGUUUUGCCCUCCCCCAGUCCGCCCUCCGCCCGCCCUGUCGGUGUUCUGUGCGGGUUGUUUUUGGUUCUGUCCCUCCGCCGGUCCUCCCUCCGCCCGCCCUGUCGGUGUUUCGUGCGGGUUGUUUUUGGUUCUGUCCCUCCGCCGGUCCUCCCUCCGCCCGCCCUGUCGGUGUUCCGUGCGGGUUGUUUUUGGUUCUGUCCCUCCGCCGGUCCUCCCUCCGCCCGCCCUGCUCGGGUUUGUUGUUUUUUUAUCUUUCUUUUGGUCGUCUGGAAUCCGCCCUUGGGAGGGGGGUACUGUCACGAUCUGGGUUUUGUGUCUAGUUAUUUCCUGUUUUAUUUUGGUAGUCUCCUGGUUUCUGUUUCUGCUUGAGCUUUACUUCCGGUUUUUGUUCUUGUCACAGCUGUCCCUGCUUCACCUGGUCGUUAUCCACACCUGCACUUUAUCAAUAAUCAAGCCACUUUGUAUUUAACCACCACCUGUGUCCUUAGUUCUCCGCCAGAUCGUCGUUUGUGUGUACCCGUCAUAGUUCCCAGUUUCUUUGAUUCUGUCCGGCCGUGUUUUACGUAUCUUGUUUCUGGACUGCUGAUUCUGAGCCUGCCUAAUCCCUGCCUGUUCUGUCUGCCUUGGUGUUGUACCCGCCUGUUACCGACCUUGCCUGCCCGACCACGAUUCAAUGCCUGAUGUAUGGUAUUGUACUCACCUCUCGGAUAUGAUCUGUGCCUGCUCCUGACUACGCCUCUGCCUGAUCCCAUUUAACCUGUUUGAUCGCCUGUGUAUGACCCUGCCUGGACUUUACUCCGCAUAUUGGAAUAAACUACACUCCUUAACGCCAGAAAACCUUGUAUUGUGCUGUGCAUGUGGGUCCUCAUCCGAACGAACCCUGACAGUAUCUUGAAAAUACUUCACUCUGCAAACGCGCUCCGUCUUUCAGAAGCCGUCUUUUAUACUCAGUCCCCCACGUGUGGACCACGCACACAUCAUAAAAUACCAUGUCUGUAUCCUCAGUACAGACGAAAGCUCGGUUCCACGAGCCAACCCUUAGCAACCGACGUCUCACCACCCAGAGCAGACUUUCACCUAAUUAAGAACAUGUAUUAUUGGGAUUUUUUUUUCUUCUUCUCGAUCUAAUUAAUUUUCCUAAUCAAAUUUAGUGUUUCAACCAAAUAGAAGAUUUCUUUUCUUUUUUUUCAACCAAUUGAAAUGUUUCAGCUAAAUUAAAAAUAAAAGUUCCAAUCUUUUUGUUUUUUCCCAAAUCAAAGGAAUCUCUCUCACCGAGCCAAGCCAAGUUAAGAUUUGAGUUUGAAUCUGAGUUCGUGGAUCUCGUCAGAGGCGAUCCAGACGGGUGAGCAGUCCUCCCAGCUCUAAAUGUCUGUAGAGGUUUGGAGGCUGAGCGACCCUAGUCCUCAGGACUAUCGUCCCUGGUCACACCGUCCAGACGACCUGCCGCGGAUCCUGUUCGUAGACGCCAAUUUCUGUGGUGGAAAUUUUCCACAAAGAAGUAGAUGAGAGAGAGUUGUCCUUUUGUGCGAUUUAUUGAAAUAAUAAAGAAAAUAAAAAUAAUGGGGAAAGCAAAUAAAAAGCAUGGAUGUUGAUCGUGCACAUCAACAAACCAAAAACCAGCUGGGGAGAUCAGUGCACACACCACGAAGGUGUGAUGCAAAGAGCCCACGAUCCUCAAGUUGCUUCUGCCUUUUAGCUUCUCUGUCCGACUAGGGUGGAAUGUCUUUCUAACCCAAUCAAAUUACAUGCACCAUCUCCUCCCUGUCACAGUGUGUGUGAAGAUAUUUACAUUCUCACACCUGCAUCGCUGUCACGUCGGUGUUAUUUCCUGUUUUAUUUUGUAGACUUCCUGUUCUCUGUUCAGCUGUUCACCUCCCGGAUCGUUUAGCACACCUGUUAGCAGUUAAUUAAUCACUCACCUGUGUAUUUAGCCUCCACCAGUUUCCAUAGCCCCUUGCCAGAUGGUUGAGUUUCCUUGCCAUAGCACUCCUAUCCAGCAUUCCUCGUAUUACCUCUCGUGUGUUGAUCCUGUCUGCUUUGCUUUACCGUGAGUUUGCCUAGUCCUUGUUUUUACCGUCACCGCGAUCUUUUGUGUACCCAACUCUGCCUGCCUAUCGGACCCGAGAUUGCCUGCUCCCUGACUGUGCUUCAAGACCGAGCUCUUUGUGUAUGACCUGGACCGUCUGACUCUGCUAGUAGAAAUAAAGCCUGUAUUUUCCCCUCAAUCCGCCUUUGUGCUGUGCAUGUGGGUCCAACGCCUGCCCUAGUCUGACAGAACAAUCUGGCCAGACUUGGACCCAGCCAGCACUCAGUCUCCGUCCAGGUCAGUGACUGUUUUUUCUUGUUUUUUUUGGCUGCGAGUAUCAUUCACCCGCGGGGAGAAUGGAGCUUACCUGCGCCGAGCUACCCAGCGACCUACGCAAUUAUUUUAAAAUCCUCGCGGAGGAUUACCGAAGGGCGUCCAACCCGGAAACCCAGCGCAGCGCCGUGGAGGUGGCGGUGUGGACCUUUGAGGACGAGGACAGCGUGCUAGAGCGCCCCAGUGUCCGUCGCCUCUACGAGCGAUUGUGCGCGCGACUCGGAGAGUUAAACAGCGCGCUCCGCACCACACCAGCCCCCACGCUGUCCGCUCGGAUUACGCCAGACCCGGUCGCACCGCCGAUGGUCCCGGUUUCGGUUUCCUCCCCCCAGCCCAGUCGGACCGUCGUGAAUGCACCAGCCUGCCCAGCUCCACGUUUGCUCCGCUGGGAGGACUUCCUGCACUCAUGCGGCCCCCAGUCCUCGUGCUCUGCUCCGUCUCCAGUCCAGCCGUGCUCUGUUCAGUCUCCAAUCCCAGCCGUCUUCUGCUCAGGUUCCAGCUCAGCCUUGCCACGCUCAGGUUCCAGCUCAGCCUUGCCACGCUCAGGUUCCAGCUCAGCCUUGCCAGGCUCAGGUUCCAGCGCAGCCCUGUCACGCUCAGGUUCCAGUGCAGCCCUGUCACGCUCAGGUUCCAGCCCCAGCCCAGUCGAGCUCCGCUCAGGUGCCAGCCCCAGCCCAGUCGAGCUCCGUUCAGGCUCUAGCUUCAGUCCAGUCGAGCUCCGUUCAGGCUCUAGCCCCAAUCCAGUCGAGCUCCGUUCAGGCUCUAGCCCCAGUCCAGUCGAGCUCCGUUCGGGCUCUAGCCCCAGUCCAGUCGAGUCCAGCCCAGGUCCCAGUCCAGUCGAGUCUAGUCCAGGUCCCAGCCCAGUCGAGUCUAGUCCAGGUCCCAGUCCAGUCGAGUCUAGUCCAGGUUCCAGUCCAGUCGAGUCUAGUCCAGGUUCCAGUCCAGUCGAGUCACGUUCAGGCCUUGUCCCAGCCAGAGGGCACCAUCCGUUUGACAAGUGCUAGUCACACCCAAUCAGGUCCGACGUUUACUCCGUCGAGCUCGGCAGCUGCAAGCAGUCAUGCCGGCCCCCGGAGAGGACGCCGCCCCAGUUCCUGUCGGCCCGUUAGGGGUCGUCCCUGUUCCUGUCGGCCCGUUAGGGGUCGUUCCUGUUCCUGUCGGCCCGUUAGGGGUCGUUCCUGUUCCUGUCGGCCCGUUAGGGGUCGUUCCUGUCCCUGUCCGCCCGUUAGGGGUCGUUCCUGUCCCUGUCGGCUCCAGUAAGGACGCCGUUCUAGUCCCUGUCGGCUCCAGUAAGGACGCCGUUCUAGUCCCUGUCGGCUCCAGUAAGGACGCCGUUCUAGUCCCUGUCGGCUCCAGUAAGGACGCCGUUCCUGUUCCUGUCGGCUCCAGUAAGGACGCCGUUCCUGUUCCUGUCGGCCAAGUUGAGGCCGUUCCUGUUCCUGUCGGCCAAGUUGAGGCCGUUCCUGUUCCUAUCGGCCAAGUUGAGCCCGUUCCUGUCCCUGUCGGCCAUGUUGAGGCCGUUCCUGUCGGCCAUGUAGAGGCCGUUCCAGUUCCCGUUCCUGUCGGCCCCGUAGCGGUCGUUCCUGUUCCUGUCGGCCAUGUAGAGGCCGUUCCAGUUCCAGUUCCUGUCGGCCCGGUAGAGGUCGUUCUAGUCCCCGUUCCGUCCGGCUCCCGCAAGGAUGCCGUUCGUGUCCCUGUCAUCCUCGGAGGAGCAGCUCCCGCCGACCUCCAGGAGGAGGCGGCGCCGGCUGCGGUUCCUGCCGCAGCUCCCGCCGACCUCCAGGAGGAGGCGGCGCCGGCUGCGGUUCCUGCCGCAGUUUCUGACGGCCUCCAGGAAGAGGUCGCGCCUGCCGCAGUUCCUGCCGACCUCCAGGAGGAGGUUGUUCCUGUCGCAGCUUCCGCUGCAGUUUCUGUCGACCUCCAGGAGGGGGUCGUUCCUGUCGCAGCUCCCGCUGCGGUUUCUGGCGGCUCGGCUCCGGCCGCACCUGCAUCGGUUCCUGGCGGCUCGGCUCCGGCCGCACCUGCAUCGGUUCCUGGCGGUCCGGCGCUGACCGCAUCUGCAUCGGUUCCUGGUGGUCCGGCGGUGACCGCAUCUGCAUCAGUUCCUGGUGGUCCGGCGCUGACCACGUCUCCACGUCUGUUCUGCUCCUUGGUGCCGGCAGCCCGCCGGCUUGGAUCUCGUCUAUCUGAUGGGUGGCCUCGCCGUUGGGGCAUUCCGUGGCGGGGAUGGCGCUGCCUCCUGCGUUGUCGGCCACCUCGGCUGUCUGGUUCCGGGGGCGCCCGGGGGUCGCCGUUUCCUGCGGUGGCAAUGGCGCAGCCUCUGCCGUUGCCGACCGUCGUGCCUCCUUGGUCUCCUGGAGCAUCGCCCGCUUGGAAAGCACCGGCGCGUGCGUUGGACCAUUGGAGGCGUCUUGUUCAGACGCCAUCCUCCUGGGACUCGGGUCUUGCCCUUGGGCACGGAAUGUGCCGUCUCGGCCUGGCGGCUGCGCGAGCUCUUUGUGUAUGACCUGGACCGUCUGACUCUGCUAGUAGAAAUAAAGCCUGUAUUUUUCCCUCAAUCCGCCUUUGUGCUGUGCAUGUGGGUCCGACGCCUGCCCUAGUCUGACAAUAACUACGUAAAAUAGGAAUAGGAAUGUCUCUCUACACCAAUAGAAUUGUUUUUGCCACCUUAUCUCGCUGUCAGUAAAAAUGUUUACAUUCUCACUUCUGCAUCAUCUGUCUUGUUAUCCAAAGGAAGAAAUGCCAAGCUUUGAAGACAAGAUGCAUUCGUUUUAACAGCCUUGGGUCUGGUGGGUGUCAGGAACACACGGCUGAGGACCCCAAUGCACAGCGCACUCUCGGAACGGGUGAAUUUAAGCAGGGUUUAUUGCGUCAACGUAGUCAAACAGUCCAGGUCAUACACAGGAUAUCCAGGCGAAAGUACCGGGGAGGAUCAGGCAGGAAUCGGCGAUCAGAGCAGGCAAGAUCAAUGACAUGAGAAAACAAAACGAGAACGCUGGAAAGUAGUGCAAUGACUCAACAAUCUGGCAGCUAGAGUGUGUGAGAGGUGGAGACUAAAUACUGGUGUUGAUUUACUAAUUACGGACAGGUGUGGGUAAUGGGAACCGGUGAUGACAGAAACAGCUGAGGUGAGAUGUAAACAGGAAGUCCUUUCAGAAUAGAGCAGGAACUGACAUGAAUCGUGACGGUGGGGAGUGAGAUAGGAUGGAGCCAGAGUCCGGGUGUAAAAGACAAACAUAUAUCAUAAAUUAUUAGUCAGUCAAAUGGAACAUCAGAUGUUUAGACUUGAUGUACGACAGAGCACAAGAUAUUAGUUGUUUGUGUAAGAAUGUUCAGUAUUGCACCUAACCAGCACAUGGCGACUGCUGGAUAGGAAAAAACACAAAGGCACAAUUUUUCCCAUUACAUUGACCAGGACAGAUAGUUGAUUACAUACAUAAUAAUAUAUAAUAUAAUACAUAAAUAUACUACAAUCUAAACAAAUGAAUGUUUACAAUUUUUGGAGUUUUGCAAGGAAUAUUCUUCAAUUCUUAGUUGUUCUGUAAGGCAGAAUUUCUUAAGUGAUGCCUUGUCUUUUGUUACUACUUUGCUAGAUUACACUUUUGAAGCGAAGCAGCCAGUAGCCUUUCUCUUUCAUUAUCUGGUCUAGUUCUACAUAUAUGCAAAGACUUCUCUGGAUAUUCUUGACAACUUGAGACUUUUUGUUAAUUUCUUUUAUUAUUAACAUUAACAUUAUCAACCCUCAAACCUGAAUACAUAAAUUAAAAGAACAGUUGCAGUCCUACUUGAUACUCAACCCCUGUCAGUGAUUGGAGCAGCCUCUCUUUGAAUUGAGGUCCACGUUUUGUACUUCUGCUGAUUAGAAUUAAUUAAUACUGCCUCACUUUCAUUCUAUGGUUGUGCUAGACAGUGUCAUAGCCCAACGCUGUUAAAAAUGGUCCAAACAGAGACCAACUAGAACUGCUUGCUGAGUAACACAAGCUAAACAUGCUCACCUGAGCAAAGUGACAUGGCUGCUAAGGCCAGCGAACAAACCUAGGGGUAGGAACCAAAUGCACAGGCCACACACAUAUGAUAUAAAUAAUCGCAAUACUGUACAAUAUAAAAAGUAAUAAAGAUAUAAUCAAAUAACAAAAUACGAACAUAGGAAAGACAAAAGCAACAAGAAAUUAAUAACUAACUGAAAACGCUGCUAAGCAGGGUAAAACAUAAAUGGACCUAAAAACAGUAACAAAGAAUAACCGCUUACGAUACAGUACAAACCCAAAGGGGACAGACAGGAGACACAAUGGCAUGAACACUUCACAAGAGACCAAGUGGCGUAACACUCCGACAAAGCACUCAAAGAAACAGGGAGCUAAUAGGUGCACAAAAUUAAUCAAUUACAACACAGGACGAAACAUGAAGUGAUGUCAAAAAAACAAAGGUGUCACAAGACAAAAAACAAACAUGACAUGAUCGCCCCCUGGAGGCGUGAAGGGCCAAUUGUAAUAAACACAGAUUACGUCCUAGUGGAAGAAGCAGCACAACAUAGUAAAUAGACAUUGUGGUAAAGCUUGAUGUGUUUUGGUAAAGUGAUUAUACAUGUAUGUCCUAUAAUAAUAUUUGAUUUUUGCCUUUUCUGUAUGUGCCCC
Molecule: messenger RNA, 16344 nt
Organism: Betta splendens (Siamese fighting fish)
Lineage: Eukaryota; Metazoa; Chordata; Actinopteri; Anabantiformes; Osphronemidae
Product: zinc finger protein 883-like
Exons: 2
Coding region: 12771-14216 (481 amino acids)
Source: RefSeq, a predicted model, not a curated record